AUCGGACCGAAACUUGUAUUUUUUACAUGUGUACACAUCCAAAGAAAAUUCGAUUCCAUGAUUCCACAGUGGUGAUCAUCAUAUAGUUUCAGUUCAGUUCCAUAGAUACAUGAACUGUUCGUUGUUAAGAAUGAGUUAAUUAAUUUAUGAUUAAUUAAUUUAUGAGAAAAUUCUACUAAUCGGCAUAAUAAUUACGAAAACUUAUAUUCUAUUUUAGUUUUAAUAAAAACUCAAUUUUUGACAAAUAUUAUAAUUAAAUUAGUGAUUGAAUUGUUUGAAAAUGUCGAUAAAAAUGUCCUUAUCCGGAGAAAAAAAUCAAAACAAUUCAUUGGUAAAACGUGUCAAUAAACUUCUUGAAACAAGACCUGAAAAUGAUAAGGAAACUCUUGAAGCUUUGACAGAGUUAUCUACCUUUUUCACAGAAAAUACCUCAAACACUAGAAGAGAUUUACGGAGCAAAAUAGAAAAAAGAAGUUUAGCAAUCAAUGAUGAGUUUUUAUCAGCAUUCAGAGAAGUUAAAUCAACAUUAGAUGCUAUUCAUGAAGAUGUUUUAUCUAUGAACAAUUCUAUACAAACAAUGACUAAUAAUUUGCAAGCUACCAAAACACAAACAUUAACUCUUUUAGAUAGAACCACUAAGUUACAAAAUGAAAGUAAAAAAUUAUCAAUGCAGCAUGAAAUAGCAAAAGCUUUCAUAUCAACAUUUGAAUUAACAAAACAUGAAAUAGGAAUAAUACAUGGACAAACUAAAGAAGAAUCAAUAACAGAAGAGUUUUUCACUGUAAUAAAUCGUCUGCAAACAAUUCACAGCAGUUGUCGAAUAUUAAUGCAGUCAGGAUAUCAAACUUUAGGAUUGGACGUAAUGCAAAGAAUGACUUUGCUCCAAGAAUCUGCUCUUGAAAGAUUAUACAGGUGGACUCAGAACCAAUGUAGACACAUAGAGAAUGAACAUAUAGCUCCAUUACUAAUUAAAGCAAUGAGCAAACUGCAAGAUAGACCAGUUCUUUUUAAAUAUAUAAUUGAUGAAUACUGUACAGCAAGACGAGCGAUUGUUGUUGGUGCUUUUAUUGAUGCCUUGACAAUUGGUAAUACCACAGAAAGUACUCCUAAUCCGAUUGAAUUACGAGCUGAUGAUCCUACUCGUUAUAUUGGUGAUAUGUUAGCUUGGUUACAUCAAGUAAUACCUGUUGAAAAAGAAAAUCUUACAAUUCUGUUAAAAUCGUGUGAUAAAGCAAGUGUAGCUGAUUUAGUAAAACAUGCUCUUGGAAAUAUCACAGAAGGUCUUUGUCAUCCAUUGAAAUCUCGAAUAGAACAUAUACUUGAUGUUGAAGCUCCUGCUACUGUUUUGUAUUCAAUAAUGUCACUGAUAAGAUAUUAUCUAGAAAUAUUUAAAGAUAUUGUUCCCGACAGUGUUUUAGUCAAAGACUUGAAUGAACUAUUAGAGUUAAAUGAGAAGAGUUUCAACGCGAGAUUACAAAAGGAAACAAAAUUAACUCUAGGAGAAAGACCAGAACCUCCUGGACAAGAUUUAGUGCCUGCUGCUUCAGUAUCACGACUACUUGCUCUUCUAAAUGAUGUUUUGUCAGUUGCUUUAAUUGUCAGUGGAGAAGAACGUGAAAAAGACAUCAAUCGAAUUGUAUCAUGUAUCAUUGAUCCAUUACUUCAAGAAAUUGAUAAAACUGCUGCGAGAUUACCAAUUGUAGACAUGGCUGUGUAUGUUUUAAAUUGUCUUCAUCAAAUUCAUUCCACUUUGUCACUUUACGAAUACAUGGAUCAGAGACUGGAACGGUUGCAAGCUCAGUCCGAUGCACAAAUAGAUACUUUAACCUCUGAAUUAGCUAGUUCCCUUGUUGCCAAUUUAAAUCUAGGUCCGAUUUAUACGAUAUUACAGGGUAAAGUACAUGGCCCUUUAUCUGCUAUUCCCGGUAUGGACCCCUUGAGUGUCAGAGAAUUCACUAAUAAAUUAGAAUCUUUUUUAAUUACCUUCGAUUCUUUUCUUCUGCCACAAAUUGGUUUACUUCAAAACACUAAUCAUCGAUCUAUGACGUUAAAACGAUCUUUCCAAGUAAUUGGUGCAAUUUAUAAACAGCUUUAUGAUGCAUGUCAUGAUCCAGAAAAUUUAUAUGAAAACUUGGAUAAGUUGUUCAUUAGAACACCAAAUGAACUUAUAGAAAAAUUGAUAUCGUCAGUAUAAAAAUGAUUAUAAUUAAAGAGAAUACAAAAUUUAUUAAUUAGUUAUAGAACAAUUUUAUG
This is a messenger RNA of Chelonus insularis, 2253 nucleotides long. It is a transcript of the gene Cog6, whose product is annotated as conserved oligomeric Golgi complex subunit 6. The record is from RefSeq and is a predicted model, not a curated record. The transcript is spliced from 5 exons. The coding region runs from base 281 to 2194 and encodes 637 amino acids. NCBI's taxonomy places the organism in Eukaryota, Metazoa, Arthropoda, Insecta, Hymenoptera, Braconidae. Gene Ontology annotation, cellular component: COG complex. Gene Ontology annotation, biological process: intra-Golgi vesicle-mediated transport.